This is a messenger RNA of Paramecium sonneborni, 798 nucleotides long. The record is from the annotation of a GenBank genome assembly. NCBI's taxonomy places the organism in Eukaryota, Ciliophora, Oligohymenophorea, Peniculida, Parameciidae.
AUUUUCAGAAACUAAGAAAUAAAAAAUUUUAUGAUUAAAUUAAUCGUCACAGUAAGUCAUUUAAGCUAAUUCAUUAUUCACUCAUGGUUUAUGUAUUAAUGCGUUUUGGCAUUUUAUCCUGGAGAUUUAAAAGAAUGCUUAUGGAAUUAGGUGAAAUAUUUGACUAAUUUUUCUAAUUGGGCAAUGUUUACUUAUUUAGUACCAUUUGUUAUAUUUGAUAUCAAAAAUUACAAUGCAUCAAAAAUAUAAGAUAGAUAUCCAGAAUUUGUGAAUCUUUUGUUCCAAGGACUUAAUCCAAUUUUAUUUAUAGUUAUGGCAACUUAUCAAAGUUUUAUAUUAAUAGAUCCCAAACUAUUAGUAUUAGAUGGAUUUAAUCCAACAGAAUGGUAAUUAGUCAUUCUUGCAUACUUGCAUCUUGGAAAUUGGCUUUUAAUGUAAGAAAUCUUUAGUAUAUUUAGGUAAAUAGAGUAUAUCUUGUAUGAACAUUAGAAAGUGGCAAAACUUAAAUUAUUCGCAUUUUUUUCUAUUUAUACUAUAAUAUAUUUAUGUAUAUAUGGUAUUAAUAAUAUUUAAUUAAUAGGAUGUUAUUUUUUAUCAAAGGGAAGACAUGUUUAUGGUUUUUAAAAAAAUUUAAGUUUACCUGUAGUCAUUGUGGUGAACAUAAUUUAAUUUUUAAUAUUAUUUUUAAUAGAUUUUGUGUAUGGAAAAGUGACAAGAUCAAACACUUUUAAGAAGUACGUCUUUGAAAAUUGUUUAUCAAGUAAUAAAAGUGAUAUAGAUUAAAAGAAAAAGUAGUGA